AUGAAAUACCUCAUGGAGUUCUCUAUUGACCAUGAUUCGUAUGCCAUUGUAAAUAAUCUCCUGGACACUCUUCUCAGUAGAAUGGUGGGUGCAGCUGAGCAACCUUUCUUGAAGUUUGCAUUGCAAGAGAUGGGGCAGGAAAAUUUGACAUUUCUUCACGUUGUUGCUGGUAAGGAUAGAUAUGAGGAUAUACUGGAAAUAGUGACAGAUGAUCCUGGAAAGGGCAGUGGCUGGGAGGAAAGGGAGAAAAUUCUAUGGGUUGGAAUUGGAAAUUGUUCUUUGGCUAUGGUUGUUGGCUUGUUGCCUUGGUUCUUUGGGCUUCUGAUUGGUUCGAUUUGGUUCUUUGGCUGUGGUUAUUGUCUUGUUGACUAUAUGUUCUUUGAAUCAAUUUGUUGA
This is a messenger RNA of Fraxinus pennsylvanica, 396 nucleotides long. The record is from the annotation of a GenBank genome assembly. Lineage: Eukaryota; Viridiplantae; Streptophyta; Magnoliopsida; Lamiales; Oleaceae.